AUGACGAGUCCCGCCAGUUCGUUGAUAUCACGCGUGACCAUUCAUGUGGGGGAUAGAAAUCCCCGACUGCCGGAGGUACCCAACCACCGUGUUUUGAUGCGCUUCGAGCCAGGAUACGCGGUGAGAGCCGAUCCGAGAACCCACAUGCUACAAACUCUAAGACGAAAAUGGGAUUUUCUUGCUACCCUUGAUGGAUAUCUACGACCAGAAUGCCAAAAAAUGGGUCGCUAUGUCUGCGCAAAUGACAUGGACCUGCUUUUAAUCAACAUUGCACCAGACGGUGAUGUCUUAAAUGUGAUAUGGGCAAAGAAGUCGUUGGUAUACACUCCACUACCAUCAAGCAACCGUUCCGUGCCACACACCCUCUUCUCUAAGCAACACACCCUCCGACCCCAACAAGAACGAGCAGCGUACGGAGAGAUUCCUGCUCCACACAUUUCCGAUCCGGACCACGAACUGUCAUGCCCCUGGAACAGGCUGGAAAGCUUCAUCCUACAGCUACAAACUAGCCCUCCCGACUCGCAGGUUCAGCCCGAAUUGAUACGUCACUUCGAGCAUGCUGGAUUCGGCCGAUUAAUUGGAGUGAAAGUAGAGAAACUUGGGCAUUGCUCUGAGCAACCAGAAUCAUCAAUUUUAAGUGGAAGUAAGAAUCUCGCUUUGCAAUUUAGUAGGCGCGGAAUUUUAUUUGCGAAUAAACUAACCCAUACUUGA
This is a messenger RNA of Hydatigera taeniaeformis, 711 nucleotides long. The record is from the annotation of a GenBank genome assembly. Lineage: Eukaryota; Metazoa; Platyhelminthes; Cestoda; Cyclophyllidea; Taeniidae.